UGUGUACAGGUCGUUAAAAGAUACAAGUGGCGGGAAACGUGACAUGCAUGAAGUUCAUUGUGAAUUACACGCGCAUUAUAUAGAAGUAAUUAUCGUAGAGGACAGAAUGUCGAUCCUCUAUAAUAGUGUAUUGUCAUUAAUGACGUGUGAGUCAGUUUAAUAAAUUUAAAAAGUGACAUCAGUGAAAUUAACUAGUCUUUCUAGUCCUCAUUUUUUCAAUAUCUCUUCUAUGCAAUGGAAAACUACGAGAAGAUAAAAAUUAUUGGCAGAGGAACCUUUGGUGUUGUCUAUUUGUUCAAAAAUAUAUCAGAUGGAAAACUGGUUGUUAUCAAGCAAAUAUGUGUUCAACAAAUUACUGAUGAAGAAAAACUCUCUACUGAUGAUGAAGUUAAGGUUUUAUCAAUGUUACAUCAUCCACUCAUAAUUGAAUAUUACACCAGUUUCAUUGAAGAUGAAACUCUAUCCAUUGUUAUGGAAUAUGCUGCAGGUGGAACACUUGGAGCCUUUCUACGAGGAAGAAACAAGGCUCUGGAAGAAGAGGAUGUGUUGAAUUUAUUUUGUCAAAUUCUGCUUGGUCUGGAACAUGUACAUUCUAAAGAUAUUGUUCACCGUGACCUCACUACUGAUAACAUAUUUCUUACAAAAAAUUAUAAAAUGAUUAAAAUUGGAGAUUUUGGAAUAUCAAAAAUAUUGGCCAGCAAGUCCAAAGCAAAUACUGUUGUGGGUACUCCAUGCUACAUGUCACCAGAAUUAUGUCAAGGAAGACCCUAUAACAAUAAAAGUGAUAUUUGGGCAUUAGGAUGUGUAUUAUAUGAAAUGCUCACUUUGAAAAGAGCAUUUGAAGCACCGACACUUCCCAACUUGGUUUUGAAGAUUAUGGAGGGAGCAUUUCAACCCAUUGAACAUCACAUAUAUGAUGUUGAGAUUUACAAAUUGAUGAAUUUAAUGCUUCAUUUAAAGCCGGAGUUCCGUCCAUCUGUGUCAAAAAUUAGAGUGCAUCCCAUUAUUUUACAACCUUUGUAUUCAUUAUUUGUAAACUUAGGUAAUAUUACUUAGUUUCAAAGUUUUUCUAGUAUAAUA
Messenger RNA from Gryllus bimaculatus (two-spotted cricket), 1080 nucleotides. The record is from the annotation of a GenBank genome assembly. NCBI's taxonomy places the organism in Eukaryota, Metazoa, Arthropoda, Insecta, Orthoptera, Gryllidae.